UCGACUAAUAAUUGUUUGUUCUUUAUUGCAGAGGGUGUCGCAGGUGCGGCAGCGUUUCGUGCAGAUGCAGCAUUGGUUGUCACUUGGUACAAUACGGCAUCUGCGAUAGCCGGACAGUCGGAUAUCGAAGCCGGCCGAGUGGCCACCUAUCAAGUCAUUUGGCUUACUGAUCAGCCAGGACGACUCAGCUACGUGAUUAUCAAUUAUGAUAAGCUUGGAUUUGAUGCGGCUGAUUUCCGAGGUAGUUCUCGAAGUGGUCGUUGUCAGGCUCUAUUCAAUGGUGGUAAUCAUACAGGUACGGUGCCGGUUGAUCCCACGUUCAUGUACAAAAAUACGCCUAAAGUAUUGGCUCAACGAUCUGGCGUUCCACAUAUUGUGCGUGGACGAUACAUGUUCCGUGUUGAUGAUGUGGUUCGCCCAUGCGGAUGCUCGAACAAAACCGGUGGCACAUGUGAGUUUGUUGAACGCUUUGAUGCAACGUUCACGAAUCCGAUGAUGAUAUAUCCGAACAUAGUGAAUAUGUUGGGUGAAAUGACGGUUGAUGUGAACGCAAUCUGCUUGGAUCGAUCACAGACCUACGUUCUCAUGAUUGAGCAACGACAAACGGCCAAUUGCGAUGUGUUGAAUUCGGCGAUCGCUCGUUGUCAUAUUCCGAAAAUCUACGAUUGGGGCACAAAAACUGUAUAUUUCCAACCACAAGGCGGAGGUGCAACCGAUGAUAAAGCUUUCGUCGGAUAUAUGUAUUUCGGUAUGUGCACUGGAUUUCUCGUAGAAUUCAUUAUUACGAUGCCCUUGUCGUGGUAUCCUCGUAAUUUCACGAAUCCCGAUUAUACUCAAAUGGACCACUCGAUGCGAAUUAGUGAUGAUUCACUGUAUGCCGUACAACUUGGACUUUACGUUAUCGGUUACACUGAAGCUAACGAUCCGAAGCUGAGAAAAUUCCGUCCAAUGUUUCGAACACUAUGUCGACUGGCAACAUACUCGAAUCGCAAUACACCCGAAUAUCGCUUCACACCUCAGGAAGAACGAAUCAAUUUGCUGAAUGUAAGCACUCUUGAAUAUCAAAUGCGAUUGAUUUCAUAG
Messenger RNA from Anisakis simplex (herring worm), 1083 nucleotides. Lineage: Eukaryota; Metazoa; Nematoda; Chromadorea; Rhabditida; Anisakidae. The record is from the annotation of a GenBank genome assembly.